Macadamia integrifolia is the source of this 1014-nucleotide messenger RNA. Its product is annotated as thaumatin-like protein 1b. The transcript has 2 exons. The record is from RefSeq and is a predicted model, not a curated record. The coding region runs from base 70 to 795 and encodes 241 amino acids. Lineage: Eukaryota; Viridiplantae; Streptophyta; Magnoliopsida; Proteales; Proteaceae. Gene Ontology annotation, biological process: defense response. Gene Ontology annotation, cellular component: extracellular region.
UUGAGGCUGAGCGUUUGAGGUGAGAAAAAUUAUAUAGUAGACCUUUAAACACAAACUACAACAAAAACAAUGGAGUCCAGAGUAAAAAUGCCUCUUCUCGUUGUCCUUCUCUUCUCCCUUGUCUCAGGAGGCUUGUCAAUUACCUUCACGUUUAAAAACAACUGUCCUUUCACAGUAUGGCCAGGGACAUUAACAGGAGGUAACAAGCCCCAACUUUCUUCAACUGGUUUCGAGUUGGCCCCUGGAGCUUCAAAUUCCAUAGAUGCCGGAGUUGGAUGGUCCGGCAGGUUCUGGGGUCGAACAACUUGCUCAUCUUCAACUGGAAGUUUUAAAUGCGAAACCGCAGACUGUGGCUCCAGUCAAGUUGCAUGCAAUGGGGCAGGUGCAAUUCCACCGGCCAGCUUGGUAGAAUUCACUCUAGGCAGCCCGGAUUUCUACGAUAUCAGCCUUGUUGAUGGAUUUAACUUGGCUCUCUCGGUGACUCCACAAGGUGGAUCUGGUGGUUGCCCAUCGGUGGGAUGUUCAGCUAAUGUGAACUCGGUUUGCCCAGCAGAACUGGCUGUGAAGAGGACUGAUGGGACUACGGUUGGUUGCAAAAGUGCCUGCGGUGCAUUAGGCAGUCCUGAGUAUUGUUGCUCUGGUGCCCAUAAUACUCCUGAGACUUGCCCACCUACCAACUACUCUAAAAUCUUCAAGGAUCAGUGUCCUCAAGCAUACAGCUACGCAUAUGAUGAUAAGACAAGCACAUUUACAUGCGGUACUGGUGCUAAUUACCUCAUCACCUUCUGCCCUUGAAAUAGAUGAUUUAGAACGAAACUUGGGCUGCCUGAGUUGCAGCCACCAUACCAGUUAGGAGAAUAGUAUCUUAGGAAUAGGGGUGGAAAAUUUCCUAGGAUCCGAAAAAUAAGGGAGAGAAAUAUAUGUACCUUUUAGAUUAAGUGCUAUUCAGUCUCUCCACUUGAUUGUAAAUUUCCAUUUUUAAUAAAUAAAAGUGAACGACCUUUGGACGAUAAA